AUGUCAAUUCAACAACAACAACCAACAUCCCCAUUUAAUAUUCCAGAACCUCCCCCUCCAUAUAGCAGCCCUUCUGUCCCAGAACAACAAAUAUUUACAACAACACAAUCAUCAUCACCAACUUAUACUUCUAAUUUUCCUCCUCCUUCUAACAAUCAAAAUAACAACAACAAUAAAUAUACUACAAAUAUUCCUUUUAAUCAACAACAAACACAACAACAACAACAACAACAAAUUCCUCAAAAUAUUAAUCCUCCCCCUCCUUUUCAUUUAUUGCCUCCAGGGGCAGUUCCCCCCUUCCAUCAACAACAACCAAGUUUUGUAGUACCAAAUAUUCAACAACCACAACAACAACAAAGACCACCACCACCACAACAACCUCCUCAACUAAAAAUUAUUUAUUCAAUUCCUUUAGGCCCUCACGAAGCUAAUAUGGAAUGUUUUAAUUGUAAACAAACAAUUCGAACUAGAGUGAUAAAUCGUCCAGGACUACUUUCUUGGUUAAUUUGUGGGGCUUUAGCGUUAUUUGGAUGUUGGCCUUGUUGUGUAUUACCUUUUUGUAUGCAAUCUUGUCAGGAUACUGAACAUUGGUAA
This is a messenger RNA of Meloidogyne enterolobii, 594 nucleotides long. The record is from the annotation of a GenBank genome assembly. NCBI's taxonomy places the organism in Eukaryota, Metazoa, Nematoda, Chromadorea, Rhabditida, Meloidogynidae.